AUGACCAGAGUGUGCCCUUGCAAGAAGAGCACCAUACUCAUCUACAACGCGUGCCAGCUGCAUCACUUCAUCGAGAGCUUCUUCGGCGCCGUCGACGCGUCGAUUGUGGUCUCCUUGGUGAACUCGCAGAACGCGACGCAGCAGGAGCAGUUCAAGGCGCGGCUCGGCGCGCUUAUGGGCAAGGUCAUGGAGAGGGCGGCGUACGCAUCCCCGCGGAUGUUGGCGGUCAGCUCAGCCGCGGUGACACCCUUCAUGAACGUCUACGGCAUGGCGCAGUGCACGCGGGACCUCGUAGGCGAUGACUGCAACCGUUGA
Messenger RNA from Miscanthus lutarioriparius, 315 nucleotides. Lineage: Eukaryota; Viridiplantae; Streptophyta; Magnoliopsida; Poales; Poaceae. The record is from the annotation of a GenBank genome assembly.